GAUUAUCUACUGUUUGUUCGGUGCCCCCACUCCAAAUUUUGGACACACCUCCAAGACGACAACCACACUCCCCUCAUCUUGAUUCUUCUAGUCCUGGUACCAGCAUCCCUCCGCAACAACAGCAACACAGUGACAUGGAUGACACAGUCAUGUUAGAAAUGCAUCCAGUAAGCGAAGGAAUCAGCCCCCCAGCACCUGUGAGUACUCCCCCACAGCAAAGCACACCACCACUCCAACACAGCCCAACAACACCAGUAACACAAGGACCUGAUCAAGUGUUCUGGACCAUUUGGGCUAGACAGCAGGCCACUAAUGAAGAUUGCCUGCGUAGGCAGACCCAAAUGUUUGCAAGCCUACCAUCUCACCUCAGACGAAUCAGCAGAAAUCUGAGUAGACAAAAUGAAACAAACACAAGAAUUGCAAAUACCAUGGAAAUCAUACGUGUAGACAUUACACAUGUCAUGGGCAACUUACAGCGCAUAAUGGAAGAACAGCACAGACAACAGCAAAGCUAUAUAAACAUUUUAGAAAGCAAUCAAAUGAUCAAUGAAUCCAUGUCCAGAAUUGUAGACAAUCAAAAUGCUGCAACACGUGAACUCAAUGCCACCCUCACUAACCUCAAUGAAACACUCAGAUCCCUGCAGCAACAGCAAACAAGCAGCAGUUCUGGUACGACUACUCCAAAUGUAACGCCAGUGUCAUCACCACCAAGGCGCUCCACCAGAGCACGCCAACACGACAGUGGUAAAGGCAAAGGCCAGGACAAACAACCACCCAAAUAAACAUAAAAAAACCACACCCAUUUCUUUAAAGAGAAGAGGAAAAAAACACUUACCAAGUGUAUGAUUAACAGAAUAUAUAUAACACUUAGCUCCUUGACAAUUAGUACAACAUCAUUAAUUAUAACUGGUACAAACAACAAAAGGAAUUUUGUACGCACAUUUCUUCUUCAUCAUCUUUGUAUUUAAUGUUAGCAGGAAACUUGUUUGAGCUGCACAUAGAUGUUAGCAUGCAGAAAGCAGACCACUUGAUUUUUUCUAAUCAUUACUCUUCCUAGAUUCUAAUCAUUCUUUGAGCCAGCAGACAGACUAAUUGGCAGCCAGGCAGAUUCAUCCAUGACCAAUACAAUUUACAAUGUGAAUUGUAACUGUUUUACAUUU
Pseudophryne corroboree (corroboree frog) is the source of this 1160-nucleotide messenger RNA. RefSeq lists its product as uncharacterized. NCBI's taxonomy places the organism in Eukaryota, Metazoa, Chordata, Amphibia, Anura, Myobatrachidae. Bases 135 to 782 code for a protein of 215 amino acids. The record is from RefSeq and is a predicted model, not a curated record. The transcript has 2 exons.